Messenger RNA from Coccinella septempunctata (seven-spotted ladybird), 3093 nucleotides. RefSeq names its product delta(14)-sterol reductase TM7SF2-like. Gene Ontology annotation, biological process: sterol biosynthetic process. The coding region runs from base 350 to 2305 and encodes 651 amino acids. The transcript has 6 exons. Lineage: Eukaryota; Metazoa; Arthropoda; Insecta; Coleoptera; Coccinellidae. The record is from RefSeq and is a predicted model, not a curated record. Gene Ontology annotation, cellular component: endoplasmic reticulum membrane; nuclear inner membrane. Gene Ontology annotation, molecular function: oxidoreductase activity, acting on the CH-CH group of donors, NAD or NADP as acceptor.
GCAACUUGUUUUUUAUUUGUAUUUGUAAGCAAUCGUUGCUAUUUCAAAAUAAAAAUAGAAAAGUUAAAAAAACCCACCUAAAAUUGCAAUCAAACAAUAGGAGGUCUCUUCUAUAAUUAGGACAGUCAUUCUUCACGGGUCCUAACCGCCAAGCAUACAAACUUGAUAAGCGUCGUUUUGAGGCUUGGCUUCGGUUUUUUUUAGAAGCACCACACAGUUCCUUUUCGUUUACGGUGUUCUGUUGUUUUGAUUAAUUUUUAAAAAUUGAAGUUUGAGUUGUCGUGUCGCUGUUCGUUUCAAACUUCUGCAGAAUACUAUUAUAUGAGGAUUUCACACUUACCUAUUUAAAAUGGUGAGAGAACCCAGUAAAUCUACUUCAUCAAAAAGCAUAGAAAUCAGGAAUAAGUCGCCUGCAAGGACCAAAAGUCCCUCAAGGAAAGGAUCUGUACAAAAAAGUCCAGAAUCAAAGCCUCAGGAAACAGUCAGAAAAACAAGGGAAAGAACCAAAAGUCCUUCAAGAAUUGUGAAAGACAAAAGCCCAUCUAGACCUAAGCGAACUAAAAGUCCAGGAAGGCCUAAAUCUCCAGGCCGACCUAAAUCUCCAGGCCGACCUAAAUCUCCAGGCCGUCCUAAAUCUCCAGGCCAACCUAAAUCUCCGGGCAGAGUAUCACCAUCUAGAGCAGCAUCUGGUGAUGCCAAAGUCAGUAUUAAGAAAGUUUCUGUGCCACUUAAUAAGCUAGAAUUAGAUGCUGGAUCUGAUGAUGAUUUUGCAAAAGAAAAACCAAGAGCUACAGUUAAAGGUAGAUCACGUAGAUUCGAACUAGAGGAAAUAAUUAAGCCGGAAAAAGUAAAAAACACCCUACGCUUCGAAUCCUUCAACACCUUCUCUAACGAAGUGAGGAGGCUUACUCGCAGUUCACAAUCCCAAGAACGAGUGGUUCAUCUGAAACAUUUCGAUGCAAUCUCGAAAAAGGGAGAAUUUUCCGACGAUGAACUCACGACAACCAACGUUGAGCCUAUCAAAAAGAGGAGAACUUCUCUGAAGGAUAUUUUAGGAUACUUAUUCAGUAUCUUCUUUACACCAUUGUUGGUUAUCGGUCCCUAUCUUUUGUGCGAUCAGUCGAGAUGCACUUGGGGUUCCUUGCCCGAUUUGAAACAUCUCACCUCUCCGUCUUACUACUUCGAUUUGCAGUCCUUCUUAGGAUACUCUACUGUGGCAGUGUUGGUAGCAGUGUUGAGUGCUCUGCCUUUCGGAGGAAGGAAAGUCUGCAGUUUACCGAGUAAACAACCAAAAUUCACUUUUGUGAUCAAUGGUUUAUUCAUUGUAUUUGUGGUAGUAAGUUCUGCCAUCGGUCUGGAGUAUUACGGGUUUCAAAUUUCCACCUUCAUUGUGAAAAAUCUUUUCCACCUUCUCAUUUCGUCCAUUCUCUUUGGUACCCUGUUUUCCAUAUUUUUAUACGUCAGGAGUUUUUACGUUCCUGUUAGUGCCUUGAAUACGGAACAGAUCGAUUCUUCAUUUCUGAGCGGUGUUAUUUAUGGUAGAGAGGUGAAUCCGCGACUGGGAAAUGUCCUGGACUUCAAGAUGUAUCUUUUGAGACUCUACGCAGUCACGUUGGUUCUUAUAGACGGAGCUCUUUUGGUGAAAGGAUUGGGACUGGAUACAAAACUCGGACCUGCUAUUCAAAAUAUGAAUUUUAAACCGUUGCUCUCAUCUCACCCUACACUCCUAGUGAUCGUUGCUUUGCAUUUCAUCUAUUUCGUCGGCCACAUAGUUUACGAAGCUAGGGCUUUGACUUCUUACUUUAUGCAGUAUGAACCACCAGGUUAUGCCACUAUUGUUAGCGUCUUGCUGUAUCCCUUCCAACUGACGAUUCAAACGAAAUACAUACUAGAACAUGGUGUGAAUUAUCCCAAUUGGGAAUUGGCAGUGUGCUGUCUCGUCUACUUGGUGGGAUAUGUUAUUUUCACCAUAAGUAACAAUCAGAAAGAUGCCUUCAGAAGAAACCCUUACAGUGCUGCAUGUGCAAAAUUCGAGUCGAUUCCGACAAAUCAAGGUAAGAGGAUCUUGUGUUCGGGCUGGUGGGGGGUGGUGAGACAGCCGAAUAUAAUAGGGGAUAUCUUGGUACACUUGGCAUUGUUAAGAUUCGGUCUGGACGCCUACUCUGUGAUUGGAGUUAUAUCGAUCAUUUACAUGCUUGUUGAACGAGCUGCUGUGUCCCAAGCCGAUUGUAAGAGUAAAUACGGUGCGGCCUGGGAUAAAUAUUGUCAAAAAGUUAAAUAUGUUCUGAUACCGAAAGUUUACUGAUAGAAGAAGACAUUUUGUAUAUGUUAAAAGUACAAUAUUUCCAAAUCGUAUUUAUAGUAAAGGUCAUAUUUUUAUUUACAAAAAUGUGACGGAUUUUGCAAUAAGAUUCUUUAAGGAGUGGAUAAAGUAGUUUAUAUACAAGAAUUUGGUGAGAAACUGAUUGAGAAUAUGUUGUACAUAUAUUUUAAAACAUAACAUUGUUGAAUUUAUAUUGAAGCGAAGAAAAAUUUAUUAGGUAUUAUUCUGUACCUGAGAGUGGUGAACAGAACCAAAUGACAAAAGCUCAACUGCUGAUCUCUCUAUUUUUUCAGUUUUAUAGAUCGAUUCUAAAAAAUUGAAAUUAGUACAAAAUAAACAACAUGACUAGUAUAUUGAGACAAUCUUGUGAAUUUCGAAACAAGAUUGUUAUUAUUUAUCGAUUGUGAAAUGAAUAGUUUUUAAUUCAUUAUUUUAACUUUUUUUUAGAGUGAAUUGUAUUUUAGCUUGUUGGACUGUUUUACAGUUUUUUGUCUUCUAAUGGAUGGAUUAUAGCAAAUAUGAUCAUAUUAUAUUCAUAAUGCAUCAGAUUUCGAUUCAUACGGAACUUUCACAUUAUUCAAGCAUUUAUUUUCAAUUCACACGCAAUACUCGUGGAGAUAUAGGACAAUGUGUUUUUUUAUGUCAUAAUUUUAUUUACUCAUAUAAUUUGCAUGUUGUGUAGAAUUGCCCUUCAUAAAAAAUAUUUUGUAUUUUUUUUUAAUUUCUUUAUAUCGAGAAAUUAUCAAUAUAGAAAUAGAUUUUUUAACUAG